AUGCCGUGCUGCGGGGAAAGCGAUCCUCCCCAUGAGGCCAUCAGGGUCCUAUCCCAGCCCCAGCGCCACGGCUCGCACGGUUCGUCCAUUGGUUCGAUUUGGUUGCGGUGGGGGUUCCGGCCGGGGUCUGAAUGUCUCACCGGGGAGACGGGGAAUUUGAGCGCAGGGAGGAAACCCUGGAGGUGUGUCAGGUUAAUCGUCAUGCUGCUGCAUGCGCUCUUCAUCGGCGCCGUCUUCCUGCUCGAUCCGGCCCUCCGGAGCCAAAUCCGCCGGGAUCAGUGGUACAUGUGUUUAUAUGGAGGGCUGGUGUUGUUUACCUUGGCGCAAUACCUAUAUACAGCUAAUUCAUCACCGGGGUAUGUGGCUGAUAUGUUGAAAGCUGGAUCAGCGAUGCAUGCAACCUUCAUUAAUACAACGACAAUCUCAAAACAGGUCUGUUCCAAAAACGGGAGCUUAAAUUAUUUCAUGAGUCGCAGCAAAAUAGAGCAACACAACCCACAAUCUGCUACACCUUCGUCGCUUUUGCAAAUGAUGGAUCUGUAUCCUCCUGGAUCAUCCAGCAGGGAUUUGACCUGCUCUUACUGCCAUCUCGUUCAGCCACCACGAACCAAGCAUUGUCAUGAUUGUGAUAAGUGUGUUCUCCAAUUUGAUCAUCACUGUACAUGGCUUGGAACAUGCAUUGGCGUAAGGAAUCAUUGCCGUUUUUGGUGGUACAUAUUUGGACAAGCAAGUUUAGUUGUUUGGACUGUUGCUCUCUACAUCCAGUUCUUACAUGUGGAUAUGAACGGGUCCUGGUUGAAGGGUUUGACUGGCUUAACACUGUUGCUGCCGUUGAUAGUAAUCCUCAUAGUUUUGCUGAUCUUACUCAUGUUGCAUACUUACCUUGCUCUUACGAACCAAACGACAUAUGAAAUUGCCAGACGGAAGCGAAUAUCUUACCUAAGGGGAGUUCCUAGAAAGGUACAUCCUUUCAGCAAAGGUAUCUGUAGGAACCUCUAUGACCUCUGCCUCUCUAGACAGAAGGGAUAUGUUCUGGAAGCAGUACCCCCACUGGACGAACUAGAAGCCCGGGCUAGACCCUACACCUGCCGGGAUGUAAUCUGCUGCAGGUGCUGCUAG
Messenger RNA from Triticum turgidum subsp. durum (durum wheat), 1119 nucleotides. The record is from the annotation of a GenBank genome assembly. Lineage: Eukaryota; Viridiplantae; Streptophyta; Magnoliopsida; Poales; Poaceae.